AUGGCUCCCGCUCUCAACCACCCAACGAACGUCGCAUUCGUCGACGAGCAUGACCUUCGACCCGUCAACGUCGAUGCAGCCACGUACUACGGCGGCGGCGAGUCAUUCACUCGUUCAAGGACAUAUAGUCAUUCUCAUAUUCAUGGAUACAACCCCAAGCGUCCUCCACUAUUUGAAGAAGACUCUCAUUUGAGACCAAGGAGGAUGUCCCAUGAUGAGAAGAGCGUCACUGGCCCAAGGCGCUUUUUAAUCGACGUGGAGGAGACCAUUCGUGUUGUCCUUGAGCAGGAAGACACUGAUGGGGACUUCCAGAUCAGUAUUACUGAUGCUGGCCCAAAGAUGAUGGCUCUUGGGACAGCGACCAGCAACGGCUUCAAGACAUUCGAUAUUCGAGGGACAUAUAUGCUAUCCAAUCUUCUUCAAGAGCUCGCCCUAGCUCGAGACCACAACCGGAAGCGCAUCGUUCUUGAUGAAGCCCGCCUGACUGAGAAUCCUGUGGACCGCCUCUCCAGGAUGAUUAAGAACUCCUUUUGGCACUCGCUGACUCGACGCAUCGAUGGAGACGGGUUGGAAAUUAUCACCGCGGAUCCAAAGAAUCGUACAGGUCGUGUCCAGCCCCGUAUCUAUGUUCCUUAUGGUGAGCCGGCCAUGGCCGAGUAUUACAGGAAGGUAGCCAGGGACAAGCCACAUAUGAACCUGGAUGUCCAGGUUCUCCCAGAGAAGAAUGACGAUCCCCACUUUGUCAGGAGUCUGAACUCGAAGCCCGGUCUUCUGGCAUUAGCCAUGAACGAGGUCGAUGACGGUAAAGGUGGCCGCACAUUGAAAGGCAUACCCUUCAUUGUUCCUGGUGCUCGGUUCAAUGAGCUCUAUAACUGGGACUCCUACUUCAUCAGUUUGGGACUUUUGGUUGAUGGCCAGGUGGCAAUGGCUAAAGGCAUGGUUGAGCAUUUCAUAUUUGAGAUCAAACAUUACGGCAAGAUCUUGAACGGAAGCAGGAGCUACUACCUGUGUAGGACACAACCUCCGUUCUUAACGGAUAUGGCACUGCAGAUCUACAAUCAGUUAGACAGAUCUGAUAUGGAGUCCAACCGACAAUGGCUCAAGCGCGCCAUACAAGCUGCCAUCAAGGAGUAUCACACUAUUUGGGUCGCAGAACCCCGCAUAGAUCCCAAGACAGGGUUGUCUCGUUAUCGUCCUGAUGGUAUUGGCAUUCCACCGGAAACUGAAGCCACGCACUUCACGCACAUUCUCGAGCCAUAUGCUAACAAGCACGGUCUUUCCGUGCUUGAGUUUAGUGAAAAGUAUAAUAACGGCGUUCUCAAGGAGCCCAAGCUUGACGAGUACUUCUUGCACGAUCGUUCUGUACGAGAAUCCGGCCAUGAUACGACCUAUCGGUUCGAGAAACGCUGCGCGAACCUUGGGACGAUUGAUUUGCAGGCACUGCUAUACAAGUAUGAAGUCGACAUAGGGACUGCUAUCCGUGAGGUUUUCGACGACGAAUUAUAUCUGGAGGAAGACUUCCCGCUUUCUCCUUUCCCCCCAUCCGUUGAGACUUACGCUAACUCCCAUCGAGAGCGUUCGACCGGCAGAGCCCAGACAAGCGAUGAGUGGUUCGAGAGAGCUGAACACCGUAAGGCAAUGAUCGAUAAAUACUUGUGGAAUGAAAGCAAGAGCCUCUACUUUGACUAUGACACCGUUCAAGAGAAGCAGAGUCUUUAUGAGAGCGUGACUGCUUUCUGGGCGCUGUGGGCUGGGUGUGCCAGUGAAGAGCAAGGCUGGAGACUUGUCUCUCAAUCUUUGAAGAAGUUUGAAGUCCUCGGUGGAUUAGUGUCAGGUACCGAAGAGUCUCGUGGAAAAAUAUCCUUAGACCGCCCAAAUCGGCAAUGGGAUUAUCCGUAUGCAUGGCCUCCUCAUCAGAUCAUGACAUGGGUCGGUCUGGAACGAUACGGCUACUUAGAAGAGGCACAAAGGUUGUCCUAUAGGUUUUUGUACAUGAUGACUACUGCCUUCGUAGAUUUCAAUGGUGUGGUCCCAGAGAAGUUUGAUGCGGUCAAGCUUUCCCAUCUGGUAGAUGCGGAAUAUGGUAAUCAAGGUAUCGACUUCAAAAUGGUCCCCCGAGAGGGCUUUGGUUGGAUGAACUCUGCAUACCAAGUGGGCUUGUCGUUCUUGACGACGCAUAUGCGCCGUGCAGUCUCAGCAUGUACUAGUCCUGAGGUCUUCUUUGGUCGUGCUGCAACCGCAGAGAUCGCUGCUGCACAAGCAACGGCUGCCGCGACUGACCCUCUAGGCUUGGCUAUGGAAGCGCUUUCCCUUUCUUCCAAUUGACCGUUAUGUAUAAAUACCGGGUUUUGUGGCCUACAGUAAUUUUUUCUCUAAUGCUUCUAUGGGUAUACUGAGUAGCCUUUUGACUGUUUGAGCGGAUGGAUCCGUGUUUUAGAUCACAGCACACUUUAGAACUAUUUUCUUGUCCUCUGCAUUUUCAUGUAUCUCACCAACAUCUUACUUUCGGUUUGUAGAUGAGUCAUAUCAUAUAUUCCACAAUCUAUUCUCGUAGUGUGGACCCUAUUCU
Molecule: messenger RNA, 2569 nt
Organism: Serpula lacrymans var. lacrymans S7.9
Lineage: Eukaryota; Fungi; Basidiomycota; Agaricomycetes; Boletales; Serpulaceae
Product: glycoside hydrolase family 37 protein
Exons: 10
Coding region: 1-2325 (774 amino acids)
Biological process (GO): trehalose catabolic process
Cellular component (GO): cytoplasm
Molecular function (GO): alpha,alpha-trehalase activity; calcium ion binding
Source: RefSeq, a predicted model, not a curated record